AUGUUCAAGCUGCGGUACAAGUCUGCUUUGGCUAGCCGAUUUGACUCCAAGAACAACUACGGCAAGCGUGUAGCGUACGUCAUGCUGGCGACCGAACUUAGCGUCGUCAUGCAGCGCGAAUUUACAGCCAAGCAAGUGCAAGACAAGCUGGCCAACAUGAAGACAGAAUGGUCUCUCUCCAAGCCAACGUUGCCUGCUCCGACUGGGAACUCUCCCCGGGCCCUUCUGCCCCUGCAUUACGACGUAAUGCUUGAUUAUUGGGGGGAAAAGGCUGGCUUCCGAAGGGAGUCGCUUAUCAGCACUGAUGAUACCAAGUCCCUGGAAGCUGGAUUUACUGCCAUCAAGGAGGUAUUAAUGUUUUUGGGGUCUGCGAUGGCUCAACAAACACCAUCCCAUCAACAAACACCUUCCCAUCAAGUCGUGGCAGCUGCGCCAACUCCUGCCACCCAGACGAGCUCUGUGGCUACUCUCGACGACGUUUUGAGUGCCAUAAAGGCUCAAUCAGACACCAUGUCCCAGCUCCUGUCGCACCUCAUUGCCAAAAAGGAUUAA
Messenger RNA from Aphanomyces astaci, 552 nucleotides. RefSeq lists its product as hypothetical. Bases 1 to 552 code for a protein of 183 amino acids. The transcript is spliced from 3 exons. NCBI's taxonomy places the organism in Eukaryota, Oomycota, Saprolegniomycetes, Saprolegniales, Verrucalvaceae. The record is from RefSeq and is a predicted model, not a curated record.